AUGCUGCCUCAAACUCGGGCGCGCGUGCCCGCUGCUCUGCGGAGCUUGACCCGGUCCACUGCGACUGUCCGCACUCUCUCUACUACCCUCCCCCGCUUCCAAAAUGAGGACAAGGCCCUUAACAAGACCUCUCGCACCAUCACCCAACCCAAGUCCCAGGGUGCCUCGCAGGCCAUGUUGUACGCCGUCGGUCUCAAGGAGGAGGACAUGAACAAGGCCCAGGUCGGCAUUUCGUCCGUCUGGUUCAACGGUAACCCUUGCAACAUGCACUUGCUCGACUUGAACAACAAGGUGCGCCAGGGUGUCCAGGACCAGGGCCUCAUUGGCUUCCAGUUCAACACCGUCGGUGUCAGUGACGGCAUGAGUAUGGGUACCCCCGGUAUGCGCUUCUCCCUGCAGAGUCGUGAUCUGAUUGCCGACUCUGUGGAGACCGUGAUGGGUGGUCAGUGGUACGAUGCCAACAUUAGUAUCCCUGGCUGUGACAAGAACAUGCCCGGUGUCCUCAUGGCUAUGGGCCGUGUCAACCGUCCCAGUCUGAUGGUCUACGGUGGUACCAUCAAGCCCGGUUGCGCCGUGACUCAGAACAACGCCGAUAUCGAUAUCGUGUCUGCUUUCCAGGCUUACGGUCAGUUCAUCGCCAAGGAGAUCACCGAGCCCCAGCGUUUCGACGUUAUUCGUCACGCUUGCCCCGGUGAGGGUGCCUGCGGUGGUAUGUACACUGCCAACACCAUGGCUACCGCUAUUGAGACCAUGGGUAUGACCCUGCCCGGUUCUUCCUCCAACCCUGCCAACUCCCAGGCCAAGUACCUGGAGUGUCUGGCUGCCGGUGGUGCCAUCAAGAAGCUGCUCACCGAGGACAUCCGUCCCCGCGAUAUCCUGACUCGCCAGGCCUUUGAGAACGCCAUGGUCGUCGUCAACAUCACCGGUGGAUCCACCAACGCCGUUCUGCACUUGAUCGCCAUUGCCGACUCCGUCGGUGUCAAGCUCACCAUCGACGACUUCCAGGCCGUCUCCGACCGUAUUCCCUUCCUGGCCGAUCUCAAGCCCUCCGGCAAGUACGUCAUGGCCGACAUGUUCGCCAUUGGCGGUACCCCAGCUCUGCUGAAGAUGCUCCUCAAGGAGGGUCUCAUUGACGGCUCUGGUAUGACCGUCACCGGUGAGACUCUCGCCAAGAACUUGGAAAAGGUUGCCGAUUUCCCCGAGGACCAGAAGAUUAUCCGUCCUUUCUCCAACCCUAUCAAGUCGACUGGUCACAUUCAGAUCCUGCGUGGUUCUCUCGCCCCCGGUGGUAGUGUUGGUAAGAUCACCGGUAAGGAGGGUACCACCUUCACUGGUAAGGCCCGUGUGUUCGACGCCGAGGACGACUUUAUCGCUGCGCUGGAACGCAACGAGAUUAAGAAGGAGGAUAAGACUGUCGUUGUCAUCCGCUACUGCGGUCCUAAGGGUGGUCCCGGCAUGCCUGAAAUGCUCAAGCCCUCCUCCGCCUUGAUGGGCUACGGUCUCGGCUCUUCCUGCGCCCUGAUCACCGACGGCCGUUUCUCCGGUGGUUCCCACGGUUUCCUGAUCGGUCACAUCGUCCCCGAGGCCGCCGUCGGCGGACCCAUCGGUCUCGUCAACGACGGUGACGUGAUCACCAUCGACUCCGAUAACCGCGUCCUCGACUUGGACGUCCCCGAGACCGAGCUCGCCGAGCGUCGCAAGGCCUGGGAGGCUCGCAAGGCUGCUGGCAAGUUGCCCGAGACUGGUCUGACCAUGCGUGGUACCCUGGGCAAGUAUGCUCGCAAUGUCAAGGAUGCUAGCCAGGGCUGCAUUACUGAUGCUGUAGAGUAA
Messenger RNA from Penicillium cataractarum, 1830 nucleotides. It is a transcript of the gene ilv3, whose product is annotated as dihydroxy-acid dehydratase ILV3. NCBI's taxonomy places the organism in Eukaryota, Fungi, Ascomycota, Eurotiomycetes, Eurotiales, Aspergillaceae. Gene Ontology annotation, biological process: branched-chain amino acid biosynthetic process. The transcript is spliced from 3 exons. The coding region runs from base 1 to 1830 and encodes 609 amino acids. Gene Ontology annotation, cellular component: mitochondrion. Gene Ontology annotation, molecular function: dihydroxy-acid dehydratase activity. The record is from RefSeq and is a predicted model, not a curated record.